Molecule: messenger RNA, 1533 nt
Organism: Aspergillus caelatus
Lineage: Eukaryota; Fungi; Ascomycota; Eurotiomycetes; Eurotiales; Aspergillaceae
Product: zinc metalloprotease
Exons: 5
Coding region: 1-1371 (456 amino acids)
Biological process (GO): CAAX-box protein processing
Cellular component (GO): endoplasmic reticulum membrane
Molecular function (GO): metalloendopeptidase activity
Source: RefSeq, a predicted model, not a curated record
AUGUAUAUACUCGAGCAAUUGGCGCGUCUCCUCGACCGCCCGUUCUUCCCAUGGAAGAAUGUCCUCGUGGGAUUCUCUUUGGGACAAUUUGUCCUAGAAGGUCUUCUGUCUCUCCGUCAAUAUAAGGUCCUGCAGCGCACAAAGCCUCCACAGGUUUUGGAGAAUGAGGUGUCUCAGAAGGUCUUCGACCAAAGUCAAUCUUACGGUCGCGCGAAAGCGAAGUUCGGCUUCGUUGCUGGUCUCUACGGUCAAAUUCAGAAUCUUGCGUUUAUCUACGGUGAUAUCCUCCCCAAACUGUGGGGAGCUAGCGGUCUCUUGUUGGCACAGUACUUCCCUUCUCGGUUCCAGGGCGAAAUCACACAAACUCUCGUGUUUCUGUUUGGAUUCAACCUGAUUAGCACUAUUCUGUCGCUGCCAAUCUCGUACUACAACACUUUUGUCCUGGAAGAGAAAUUCGGCUUCAAUAAGCAGACUCUCAAGCUCUGGGUUACGGAUAUGCUGAAGGGCCAGAUGCUCGGUAUUGUGCUUGGAACGCCUAUCAUUAGCGCAGUGCUCAAGAUCGUCCAGAAGACCGGUAACUCGUUCUUCUACUACCUGUGGCUUUUUGGUAUCUUCGUCCAGGUCUUUGCCAUUACCAUCUACCCGAUCGUGAUCCUGCCAUUGUUCAACAAGCUAUCGCCUUUGGAACCUGGUGACCUAAAGACCGGCGUUGAGAACCUCGCCAAGAAGCUGAACUUCCCUCUCCAGGAACUUCACGUCAUUGAUGGUAGCAAACGGAGUGCUCACAGCAACGCCUAUUUCUAUGGACUGCCAUGGAAAAAGCAUAUUGUUAUUUACGAUACUUUGAUUGAGAAGAGUGAGUCCGAAGAGGUGGUUGCUGUUCUGAGCCAUGAAUUGGGCCAUUGGAGUCUCAGCCACACCACCAAGCUGUUCGGUAUCGCUCAGUUCCACAUGUUCUACAUCUUUGCACUUUUCUCGGUCUUUGUCAACAACAAGUCGUUGUACCAAUCUUUCGGUUUCAUUAACGAACAACCCAUUAUGAUUGGAUUCCUUCUGUUUUCGGAUGCUCUGGCGCCAAUGGAUGCCGUUGUCAAGCUUCUAAUGAACAUCCUCAGUCGCAAGUUCGAAUUCCAAGCUGAUGCGUUUGCUGUGAAGCUUGGCUAUUCCGAGAAACUCGCCUCGUCUCUCCUCAAACUCCAGAUCCAAAACUUGAGCACCAUGGAUGCCGACUGGAUGUAUGCCAGCUAUCACUACUCUCACCCGAUCCUUUCGGAGCGACUCAAGGCGCUCGGCUGGAAGGGUGGAAAGGUCACUGAUUAUAAGGCGGAGGAUGAUGAGAAGCCAGUUAAAGCUGCUGACCGCGAGCUCUGAGCUAUUCUGAUGCUGCUAUCUUUAUUCGCGUUCUCCGGUAGUGUUCAGACUUUUUGGGAAUUUUCGGUUAUUCGGUCCUGUGGGAUGGGGUUGGUGUUUUUUGUAGAAGUGUGGGAAUCCAUCAUUCAGAAAGAGCAGUAAUAAAACAAAGAAAACUCCUCU